Cuscuta epithymum is the source of this 4396-nucleotide messenger RNA. Lineage: Eukaryota; Viridiplantae; Streptophyta; Magnoliopsida; Solanales; Convolvulaceae. The record is from the annotation of a GenBank genome assembly.
GUAAGCUCGCUUGUCUUGGCAAUAAUUUAGGAACUUGUCGCAUGAGAGAUCAGCCUGGUAUCCUAAAUUAUUGUACUCUACGCUGCGAGAGCGGUAAGAACUUAGUAAUGAUUAAUUGGGCUCAAUUAAAUUAAUUUCAUGUAAUUAGGCCUGAUCUGCCAUAAAUCUGGUUACCCCGGAACCAAUCCCUAUUCCCUUCGUCAUUAAUUAGAGAGAACCCAUUUAUUUUAAUCGUUUAGUUGCAUCUUAAAUUUUCAUAACAAAUCAUAUCUCGCACGACGCAUUUAUUUUAUUUCUUUUUAAUCAUUGAAUUUAAUUAAUUUUUGAUUUUCUUUUGUCCGUCCCUAUUUCAUACCCGUAAAUUCCUAUUUGUGAAUAUAUUUACAAUGUUCUACUCCUAUAUACACGGAAUUACCCAUAUCCCAAAUGAGAAAUGCUAGGAACACAAGUUGUACACAACUUGUACACAAAAUGUCGGUCUCAGAUAAUUGGUACGGAGUUACUUGUGAACACGGACAAGAAUUGUCUAUAUACACAGACAAAUUUGUCUGUGUCCACAAACAUUUACUUUUCUGUCAGUGUACUUUUUACAAAAAAAAGUAAAUGUUUAUGGAUACAGACAAUUCUUGUAUGUGCUCACAGGCAACUCUGUACCAAUUGUCUCUAAUAGACCUUUUGUGUACAAGUUAUGUACCAUAGGUCCAUAGCAUUUCUCAUCCAAAAUGCGGUAUACUUCGUACGGAGUAUAUAGCAAUUUUGAGUUUUGAUUCUCUCAGGGAUUUGACCGUUCUUCAAAACUACUCCGUACUAGGAAACAGAAGUCGGCUGAGAUUCACCCGCGGGUAAGAGCGUGGGGAACCCCACCGGCCAGGUGAGGUCAAGAGUUCAUCACCAUCCUCACAUCAUCGCAUCACAAAAGGUCACACGCACUCCAUUAUAAAACACCAUCGAUUUCAGAUUUUCUUUCCGGAACUAGUUUACCUCCCCAUCGGAAGCGUCGGUUUCCCGUUUUCCCCAUCAUCUGGGAUUUCGUUCUUCAUUUUAGUUUCAGAAUUUGAAGAAAAAUGACCGUGGAAUCGAUGCCCGGUAGCUCAGGGUACUUGGAUGUCGGUGACCGGAAGGUUACAUAUUUCAGCAAUGCUUAUGUCCUGGGUUUGACCAUCAUUGCCGGUAUUGGGGGCCUCCUUUUUGGCUAUGAUACAGGAGUAAUUUCUGGUGCACUUUUGUACAUUAAAGAUGAAUUUGAGGAGGUGAAUCAAAGCAGUUUCCUGCAGGAAACUAUUGUCAGCAUGGCUUUGGUUGGAGCCAUGAUUGGAGCUGCUGCGGGAGGCUGGAUUAAUGAUGCUUAUGGACGGAAAAAAGCUACCCUUUCAGCUGAUGUUGUUUUUGCACUGGGAGCUAUUGUUAUGGCUGCAGCUCCAGGUCCUUAUGUCCUUAUACUUGGAAGACUUUUAGUUGGUCUUGGGGUUGGCGUCGCAUCUGUCACUGCUCCUGUAUAUAUUGCUGAAGCAUCACCAUCUGAAAUUCGGGGAGGACUUGUGAGCACCAAUGCACUAAUGAUUACUGGUGGACAGUUUAUUUCCUACCUUGUCAAUCUUGCUUUCACUGAGGUCAGAUGUUCCUGAUUUUCUCUAAAAUUCAACUUUUUAUCACUUAUCUUCUUAUUAUUUUCAUUCUUAUAAAUGAGUUUGAGAUAUCUUAAACUUUUAUGAGCUUCAAUAGACAAACUGUGAAAAAUCUUUAAAUCAUUUUAAUCAUUUUUGCUUAUGCCAUCUUGAGUCAAAAACUGGGAUCCCAAGUCCUUGGAGUCCCAAAUCAACCAAAAAGGAUGGGUUUGAACCCGAAUACCCGAUGUAAAUCGAACACACAGAGGUGAUCUUAAAUUCCAUCAUUACAAAUCAUUUGCAUUUGAUUUGAAUAUGAUUCAAAUAGACAAACCAAGAGUGUGGAAUAUACUGCCAUAAACAAGUUUUUGAUUGCCUUGACAGUGCCUGAUUCAUUUAGACAUCAGGAUGCAUGGGCCCAAGUAGUAGUUUUCUUUCUCAUGUUGAAGUUAUGGUGAGUAAGACUAUCUGGUCAAUUUUAAUAGAAUGAGCUUGUUGAAUCUUGCCACAUCUUUUUGCUGCUAUAAUAAUGUCUUGGCCUACGUUGUAUUUAGUUGUUCUUUAUCACACUGCUUUCUUUGCAUGAAGGGUUUUCAACUGUGCAGCUCUGAAGAACCAGCAUCAAGAUAGAUUUAUGGGCCUGCAUUAUAGUUUUCGCAAUGAAUAAAUCAGUGAAGGAAAUUGUUACUUUCUUUCCUGCCUAUACUAGUUCUGAUUUGGCUCCAAAUUAUAUUUAUCUAUCGCUUUCAAGUAAUGUCAUCUUUACUGGCUUUUGCAUUGAACACGAUCAUUUACUUUCCAAUUGCCUAAAUAUUCUAUUUGCAUCUGUAAGUGUAAUAAUGGACAAUUUUCAGAGAUCAGUAGCUUCUUUUCAUUUGGUAUUAUUUUUUAAUGUUUUCAUCCAUAACUAGAUGCGUGUAUAUGUUUAGAACUAGGAUUUCUUGUUUCUAUUCAUGAACAUUCUUCAAGUGUGAGGUUUUCUGUUGUCCCAUGUUGUCCACCUGUCUGUCGAUUCAAUUUUUUUUUGGAUUUCAUCCAUAAGUAUGUAGUGUGUUGUUGUUCAAUUUACACCUAGUCUUAUAUGGCAUCGUAGAAGUCUGGAUCAUGAUUUUUUCCCCUGUUGAGUAGUUGCAGCAAUCUCUUAAAUGAACGUAUGUUUCUGAAAUUGUUUUUUUCUAGGAUGUGGAACAGGGUUCCUUAGGUUGUCAAACGAUGCAUAUCAGAAACUGAAUAUUUAAUGUUUAAACACUUCAGUGUCAAACCUUCAAAAACAAUCAACAAUAUUUUUUUUCUUUUUUUGUCUGGAUUAUGCUUCUAUAAUAUUCUCAACGUCCCUCUGUUUUGUUAUCUCCUUUAAGUAUAUCUACAAUAUCUCCUGAAUUAUUAGUUUAGCCUAACUAUGUACUCAUGAAAGGGCAUUGUGGUUUGGCUUACAAAUUUUGAGUAAAUUUUUUAUCAAGUAGACGUUGGAAGUGUUACUUUGUCCUUAUGCGAUGUGCUCUUCAUGGUAUUUUUACGAUAUCAGCUUUGCUUGCAACUGUGUUUUAUGCUCAGUGUUGUAACAAAAUCAACAAAUUCUUUCUGCAAAUCAAAUUGUGGUUUGAAAUCAACUGUGAGAACUGUUACAUGCAAGGAUUUCAUGAUAUUGUAAUUAAUUUGACAGUAUGAAUAUUGUUAUAUUUUGACAACUUGUUAUUUUGUUUUUUAGCCAAACAAUUAAUUUAGGUUCCACUUCAUAAUUAGCUUUCAGCAUGGACUAGUGAAAACAAAAGACAAAAAUGUUUAAUCAGGAACACUAAAGAUUAUUGGUGGGGUAUGCAGAAAAACUAGUGAUGUUCAAAUUAGGAAAGUUAAAACGUGACAAGCUAAAAGUGGAAGGACACCAAACAAACUGCAAUCAGUCCCAUGCGAAAUUAGGAAGUAGGGUCUGCCAAGGGCUGAGGGGGAUGAGAUGCAUGUAAACCUUAUAUCUACCCCUAAGAGUAAGUGAAUUACAAAAUCUAAAAAAGUUUGUAGUGUGCAAGUUAGGAGAAUGGACAUUGUAAAUAGCUAUAAUGGAAACCAAACCAAACAAACCAGUAAGUCUCAUUAGGUAGUUAAAGUAGGAUAUGGGAAAGGUGAUCUGAAUGCAGGCCUUAUUUCUACCUGAAGAAUUGAGAUGUUGUUUCUGUGAAGACUGGGUCACUGGGGGCCAAGGUAUUUUUUUUUUGAAGUUUGUAAAAUUUGAAGAUAAUAGUAAACAUCUUGAAGUAGAUAAGGAAGACAUCCAACGAUGGAAGGUAUCAAGGUAGUGUGAAUACUUUGGGCAGAUGUAAUAAUUUUUUGUCAAAGCAAUGGCUGGCUCACGACAAUAUGUUCCUUAUUGUACCUUAAAGUAUGUUUAUGUUACUUGAUGAUGAAGCUAUGGUUUUAUGUUAUUAUCCAAUAAUUGCCAUAACAAUUGUUGUUUCAGUUUUUGUUAUAUAAUAAUCAUUUGUUUUUUGACUUUUUAUUAUUCAUCUGACCAAUCUUUUUACUGCUUAGCUAAUUGCUCUGGUUAGUUAAAAUUUGUCAUGUGUAAUGAUCUGGCAUGGAUAUUGAACAUUUGUCCUGUGUAAAUCAUCGAGCAGGUCCCCGGGACUUGGAGAUGGAUGCUUGGAGUAUCUGCUGUGCCAGCUAUUAUACAGUUUUGUCUAAUGCUAUUCAUGCCCGAGUCUCCACGGUGGCUCUACAUGAAGAGUGAUAAAUCAGAAGCUACAGUUGUUCUUUCCAAAAUCUAUGAUCCUUAUCGCUUGGAGGAGGAGAUUGUUCAG